UCGCACGCAUAUGCUGCCGAAAGCUAGACUGUGUAUGGGUGACCAUUUCAAGCCAUCAUAACCACCAGCAUCACCAGUCUGGCAACUCUAUUGCGUCUUCUUUUGUCAACCACUUGCUCUCCCACUUUUUUCCCAUUCUGGUUGACGACAAGCCUUGGUCCAUCAGCAACAUGGGCUCAAUUUCCGAAGUAAGCGAUUGGCGCACUCCUGCACAAAUGGAACUCGAGGCUUUGGUAGUUGGCGGCGGCUUUAGUGGCGUCUACACUCUAUAUAAGCUUCGCGAGGCUGGAAUUAAUGCCAAACUCUUCGAGGCAAGUAAGGAGCUCGGCGGCGUGUGGAACUACAACAGGUAUCCCGGCGCACGAGUUGACUCGGAAGUACCCUUCUACCAAUACAACAUCGACAAAUUAUGGAAGACCUUCAAUUGGAGCGAGAGGUUUCCAGGACAUGAAGAGCUGCGAAAGUAUUUCCAUCACGUAGCGACUGUCUUAGGGCUAUAUGACCACAUUGCUUUCGAGCAAGACGUUUGUGGAUGCGACUUCGAUGUCGAGACAAAGCGGUGGAUCGUGAAGACCGGCACCGGUAAAACGGUCAUGUGCAAAUACCUGAUCGUGGCAGCUGGGUCGUCAUACAAGAAACACUUUCCGACAUUCCCGGGACUUGGAGACUAUAAGGGAGUCCUUCUCCAUGCAGCAGAUUUCCCAGAGGAAGGAUUUGAUUUCUCUGGAAAAGAAGCCGCGAUCGUGGGACAAGGUGCUACUGGGCUCCAGAUCACCCAAGAGGUUUCUAAGAAAGCAUCCAACUUGACAGUCUUUAUCCGAACACCAAACAUGGCGUUCCCCAUGUACCAGCGGAAGCUGACGCCCGAAGAACUGAACGCGGGUAGAGCACUCUAUCCACACAUUUUCAAGAUUGCUCGUGAGUCAAAGUCGGGCCUCCCUUAUUGGACAGAUGGGAAGAGCGCAAAGGACACUCCCACCAAGGAACGUGAAGAGCGAUGGGAAGAGCUCUGGACACGUGGAGGGUUCAACUUCAGUAUUGGCGGAUAUCGCGACUUUAUCUUCGAUCAGGAAGCGAACGACCUGAUGUAUGACUUCUGGAAGAAGAAAGUCCGCGCACGGAUAUCGGAUCCCAAGAAGCGUGAUAUCAUGGCGCCAGAAGUCCCACCCCAUCCGAUAGGAACCAAACGACCAAGUUUGGAGCAAGACUACUACGAGUGUAUCGAUCAGGCCAAUGUCCAUGUUGUGAGCCUUAAUGAGACCGGGAUCGAAAAGUUUGACGAGGAAGGAAUGGUGACAACGGACGGGAAGCACAGGAAGUUUGAUGUGGUGGUGUUGGCUACGGGUUACGAUUCGAUCACCGGCAGCUUCACUGGAAUGGGUCUGAGAGACCUGGACGGACAUGAUAUGAAGGAAAGAUGGAAAGACGGUGUUCGCACUCAUUUGGGUAUGACAUGUCCUGGUUUCCCGAAUAUGUUCAUGAUCUACAGUCCUCAAGCACCAACAGCUCUGGCAAAUGGCACCACCAUCAUAGAGGCACAGGGCGACUGGGUCACGUCAACAAUUGUCAAGAUGAAGAAAGAGGGCGUUGAAACCAUCGAGGCUCAGCCUGAUGCCGCCGAGAAGUGGGCCAGUGAUAUUCAGGAGAUGAAUGGGAAAACUCUCUUCCCCUUGACCAAUUCGUGGUACAGGGGAGCGAACAUUCCAGGGAAAAAACGCGAGCAGCUAAACUACCUCGCCGGCCUGGAUGUCUAUGAGAAAGCUUGUAAAGAAGCCCAAAAGGAGUGGACUGGCUUUAAGACGGUGCUAGCGAUAUAGGGGUUAGCUACGGGCAAGAAAUAGGCCAGACUCCAAAGUGUGCCGUGCCUUUGCACAGACUUCCAUCCGGCUAGGAGAGCCGAAUUCCACCUCGGC
Exophiala viscosa is the source of this 1913-nucleotide messenger RNA. RefSeq names its product cyclopentanone monooxygenase. Lineage: Eukaryota; Fungi; Ascomycota; Eurotiomycetes; Chaetothyriales; Herpotrichiellaceae. Gene Ontology annotation, molecular function: N,N-dimethylaniline monooxygenase activity; NADP binding; flavin adenine dinucleotide binding. The record is from RefSeq and is a predicted model, not a curated record. Bases 171 to 1817 code for a protein of 548 amino acids. The transcript is spliced from 3 exons.